CGGGAUUCUGAAACAGAAGAGAAUUCCUCUGAACACGUAUUUCAACGCAUUCUAACGUAUAUACAAAAGUACGUCAUUAUUUUAAGGACACCCUGUAUAAAACGAGCGAUCAAGGAAGAGAAUCUCGAUCGACCAAUCACGAAACGGACGAGUCUAUUUCGAGUCGAGCGCCGUUAUUACUCCCAUAGAAACUACUCUCGUUUAAUUUUUUAUCCAUAGGAUAUUUCUCUCUUCCGAUCGAUUAUUCGUUGAAACCUUGAAGGAGCUACGAUUUGGCGUUAAGCUCGCAUCAUCGAGUCCAUAUAUCCGUACGAUCGAGAAAAUAUAACGAAAGAAUCCGAAAUGGACGAGUCCAUUUUUCUCGGGGUAUUAUCCGUGGUAAGAGACGCGUCGACGAAUCACGAAGCAGGACUAGACGAUCGUCAAGAAUUUUCGACCAAUCGCAUGCGCCCUUUCGCGCGACUCGUUACGAUUCUUCGUCAGUCGAUUGUUUCGUUCGUUAAGAUUCACUUCGACGAUCGGUGCUCCUCUGUUAAACGCUCCAAUCAUGCAGAGAAAAUUGAUGAUAUUGCCGACAAAUAGCAGCUACAUCUUCUUCUAUUCUCGGCCAUCGCCUAUGGGUGCUAAUUUGAGAAGACACACGAUACGUCGCGUUAUUGCGGCGACAUUACGGCGCCAUGCAGCAGAGGACGUAUGUACUACGUUAUACGUAGGUACAUAUCUCGAGGUGAAGAGGGGGUUUAUGUUAACGUCGAGUCUGAUGAGCAUCGUCGACGGUUCGAGAGUAUCAAGGUCCUCUCUUCUAUUGUUCUCCCCUCGAUGCGAUCGAGUCACCUGGAUGUCACGCAAUUCUUCGCUUACCUCGUCGAAAUUUAUUCGAACGAUGUGCGAAUACCUGGAGAAACGUACGUUUAGUCAUUGUUCGUGUCUUUCCAAAGAAGAAACGAUAAAGAAGGAAAGGAAUGCGGAGCUGACCGGAGCGUUAUAAUUCAAAGGAAAUGCGCUAGUUUCUUCGCACAGACGACGACGACGACGACGACGACGUUCUCCUUCUCCAUUCUGUUGUACACAUCUACGGACAGACGAAUGAAGGAACUACGAAGGAAUGUACCUACGUCUCGUACAACGAAGGGGAAGAAGAAGAAGAAGAAAUGAGGAGGGAAUAUAUUUAGAAAAGCUAGCACGCCUUGACAUCGCUCGUUCGUCGUGGCACCCUUGCGGAGGCUUUUAAAGGGUGACUCGACAUUGCGAAACGAAGGAAGAGGAUAUUAGAGAAGGCACAGGGGUUGGUUCGUUAGUGGAAUUGGGCUGCAAUCUAGGAACAGUACGGACACAGUAGGGAACGGACACGAUUCUCUUUUUCCCCGCCUAUUCGUCCCUCUUUAGCUCUACACUCUCACCUCCUCCCCCUCUCCCUCUACUCUCGUCUUUUCGGCUUUCAGAGUCGCAGAGUCACGGAAGACUACACUCUAGGUAGCUUGUUAAGGUCUCUAGUAUCCGACGACGACGACGACGACGACGACGACGACGACGACGACGAUGACGACGACGACGACGAUGAAGAAGAAGAAGAAGAAGAAGACGAUGACGACACCAUCGUCCUCGACAGCCACUCGCUUCUCGUGGUGGUGUAGUCGUACCGACGUCUCUAUCCCUUAUCUAUACAAGGAGGAGGACGUUCAAUCGACGCGACGCUGUCAUCGAACGAAAGAUGGAUGAUCAUUUUUAUGGUGAAGCGUGUCUUCGGAUUUUUGUGUACGCGCAAAUUUGAAUACAUUCGUACUAAUUAGAAUAAAAUUAAUUCACGCAAACGUAAUUAACGAUAAGGUAGCACGCUUAUUAGCUUCUUGUUUGAAAUUCUAAAACUAUCGAAAGAACUCGUAGAACCAGCCGGCGAACUUUAUUAUCUUCAGCUACCGAACGUAAGAUACGAAAGUCAUUAUUGCGAGCAGGAUGAGAAGAAGAAGAAGAAGAAGGAGAUGAACGGAGUGCGGCCUCAAUUGAAAAAUAUUACUUUUCCGGACGCGGAACGACGAGGGAAAAAAAAUUAAAUCGCAUCGACCUUUCUUAAUUACCUUUUGCGGUAUUAUGCGAGAAAAAGAGGACAGGGGAAAAGAAAGAAAGGGGAGUGGGAAAGGGAAAAGGGAAUUAAUCUCACCUUCCCUUCUACCUCUUUUUCUGAAUGUUGCAAACGCGAAAAGAUAUAUCUCGGUCGUUUUAUUGAACCGCCGCGGCCCAUCGUUCCUCUCUCUCUCUCUCUCUCUCUCUCUCUCUCCUCCGUCUUUAUUAUAAUAAUAGUCUGAAUAGUAGUAGCGAGUCGAAUGGUUUCUAUCUUUAGAAUUGUUUCGCGUAAAACGUUUAACGUUUUCGCGUAAUGUCUACCAUUUAUAUUACUGAAUAUCAUUCCACUAUCGAGAACAAUGGACGCAGCAGCCAACGCUCUAGCCAUCUUAUUUAAGCUCGAACGAGCGACCUUUUCAACGAAUAGUAAAUCAAGCCGCUGACAGGAAAAGUACUUACUUACCUACCUACCUACCUACCUACCUACCUACCUACCUACCUACCUACAUAUUCCUAUAUAUUCAGCCGUUCGAAUGUGAAGAGGGGAUUGUAGAAAUUUAGCUGCUGCAAUUCCAUCUUUCAACAUCCGGGUUGCGUCUGUUUUUCUUCCCGUAGGAGUAAUUUCUAUGAAGGGACCGGGAGGAAUAUUCGUGGUAGGGCUCGCGGUCCGAACGAACGAUCGGAAAAAGAUCUGGGGGUGGUGCUUUUUGAGAUAUCUCAUUCAUUUUCGGAAGGCUGGAAGAAAAUAUCGGGCGCACUCCGAGCGCGAUGCUUUUUAUAAUAGUAGGUUGCCGAGAUGACGCUCUUUGUAUUUAUUUCUUUUUCUCCAUGUAGAAUAGUUACGUCCAUUCGUAUAUGUUUACUCCUUUUCUCUUGGCAAGUUCUUUUGGCAAAACGAUCGAGAGCGAAAGGAACGUCGAGCUUGUGUUCGAGAAAAGCAAUACUAGAAACGUUACUCCGUGAAAUUUGUUAGCUCGGUAUGGAUAAGAAAGUGCGAGUGCAAGUUGGACGGAACUUUUAUCAGGAAAAGAAAAAGACCGGCUUUUCUCUUCCAACGAAAAGCUUUUAAUAGUUGCCUUCCGACUUUUUCUCUCGAAUCGUUUCCCACCUACUACAAGCACGCUUUCGCAAUUACUUUUUAAUUCUAACGAACGUUAGUCAAACUCGUUUCUUCCUUGCCUUCUUCUUCCGUGUAGAAAAUGUGUCGAUUGGUCGCGACGUCACCUCACUCCCGCGGUGCUUGCAGAUUUUCUCUUGUGAAUCGAAUAAUCGACUGCAAUGCACAACGGAAUUGAGAAGACAACGCGUUCUUUAAAAGUCCAUCUCGAGUCUUCGAUGUCGAUUUAUCGAUACUUUUUCUUUUUUCAUCUUCUUUUUCUUCUUUUCAUUUCCCAAAGGAGAAUCUUCUUACAUCCUUUGCACGUUGUUUCUUCCUUUUUGCUCAUCUUCCUCUCUCUCUCUCUCUCUCUCUCUCUCUCUCUUUUGUUACAAAAAACGUAAACAUUCGACUUUGCGAGAGUCCCGAAAGCGAUAACCUCGUUAAAGGACGCUCUUUUCGUCAUUGUUUUCUUACUACUACGUAGGUAUACACAUCUGGAACCUCUUGGAAUUGAAAAUACAUUAAAUUACUACUUCAGUCUGUCGUCGUCCGUUGGAUCGAUCGAACGAAAAUAAGAUAAGAGCGAGCUAGUAUAGAUUUCGAGGCUUUUUUUCCAAGCUGAUUUUCAACAGACAGAUGAUAUUCGAUUAAAUCGAUACCGUGAAUGACGAGAGUUUGAUGGAUUAAAAAAGGGGAUGACGCAAGACAAGAAAAGAGGACAAAGCGAAAAUUUGCUUAUGCACCGUGCCUGAAAAUACGAAACGCGAGGAUGAAGAGCUUUGUACGCGGAUUACCGUCGUCGUCCGUCUUGCUACGUCUCCUCCUUAUAUUCCUCUUGAUCGUGGCGCACCACGGGCGAGCCGAAAUGGAAGAGAGCAACGGCGAUCCUAUCGCUUUGUUGCACAAGACCUUGAAAUACUGGCGCUGGAUCUACGAGACUUAUCGCGAGGAAAUAAAGUUGGGUUAUUGCUGGGCCGAUUAUUUUCUCGGAUCGAACGACAUUGAGACCGAUUUCAUCUCGCGUAUCAUCGAGAACGAGUUAACGAACUUGAAAGAAAUGUCGAUUCGAAGAAAAUGCAAGAACGAUUCGAGAUACUGCGAAGAGGAUUUUUCUUAUGGAAAUCCUUCCCGGUACGGCAUUGACGCUAAAUCAUCGUUUCGUCAGAAUUACGUAGAAGAAGGAAGCUCGAAAAAGGAUUUCGAAGAAAUUUCUCGAGCGAAUAUCGAAGAGAGAUAUCCUCUUCCCCAACGAGCGACUAUCGAUCAGGAAGGUAAUUUGGAAAAUGGUUUAAACCAUUGGUCGACUCUCCCGAAUUAUCCUUCUCAAUUUACUUCGAGAUCGAGCGAUAAACGUUCACGUCGUUGGAGCGACCACGAAGCUGCUGCUGCUGCUGCUGCUGCAUCCGUCAAAGUCGCUUAUCAAGGAUAUUCCGUAAAGCCGAAAGUUUUCUCCUUGUUAAAUAAAAAGUUAACUAUGGAUCGUGAAUCUUCCUCGAGUGAAACAUCGUCCUCGACGGAUACGGACGUAGCAGGGCAUUUGGGAUUUUUGUCUUCUCGAAAAGUUUCCGUUCUAGAUAAAGGGAUGGCUCGUCGAUCCUCGUAUUUCGAUAAAACCGAUCGCGAAGAAACAACGGCUUUGUCGUUAUCCGUAGAGAAAUAUGAACGCAACCUGGACACUUUGAACGUUACCGUCGACCAAAAUCGAGAUCGGCGAUCUUUGAAAAAGAAUUUGAAAGCUCGAAGCGGUCGAUCGUUUACGAGUAUCCUAUCGACAACGGCCGAGCAUCCAAUUUUUAUCGAAAUUUUAAGGACUUUAACUGUAUUAGCUCGCAUGGGUCAACUGAUAAUAGAUAUCGUAGACUCAAGCGAGGUUCUCAGAUGUACCAGAGACUAUAUCUUGAAGAAGACGAUCGAAUGGAUAGACGCAUAGGGAGGGUGGGUAACACCUUAUCGAGGGAUCUUGUUUUUAAAACGAUCAACUAUCUUUAUUGUAAUUAUAUUUCACGCGUGUAUUUGUGUAAAAAGUUACAAAAUAAUAUUAAGUAGUAAUGAUAUCAUAACCGAGAUCGAACGUUCGAAUAUUAAUUUUAAUAAAACUGUUGCGUACCCGAUGAAAAUUCGGGUUUCUAAUUCGUUUUUAUCAAUACGAACAAAUUAUAUCGUGUUUAGAUAGCAGUACGUCUCCUCCACUAAUUUACGAUAGGAUCUACGAUAUAUUCGUGGCCCCGUGAUCCGAUUUACACAACGAAUAAUCCAUAUCCUCGUAUUCCCCGUUGUUGUUAGAGGGAGAACGCAUCACGGGGACAAUUUACCAUUGUAUCUCUCCGUAGAAUACGGAGAGGGUUGGCGAUCGUUUAGACCGAUAUACUCGAAUUCACUCGAGGAAGGGACGCUACCUCGAUGGGAUUGGUUCGCCUUCGAGAUGCACAAUUAAGAGGCUCAAAGAGAACGGAUCGAACCUUCGAGAGAACGAGAGCUAGAGGGUGAGAUGAGGAAUGUAAGGAGGGAUAAACAGGGAAAGAGGCGCCGAUGGGUCUACGCUAGCAGUCGAUAUAGUCGGAACGCAAGGAAUGAAUUUUUGAAACCACC
Messenger RNA from Vespa mandarinia (Asian giant hornet), 5749 nucleotides. RefSeq lists its product as uncharacterized. NCBI's taxonomy places the organism in Eukaryota, Metazoa, Arthropoda, Insecta, Hymenoptera, Vespidae. The record is from RefSeq and is a predicted model, not a curated record.